This is a messenger RNA of Momordica charantia (bitter melon), 1211 nucleotides long. Its product is annotated as Plant basic secretory protein (BSP) family protein. The record is from RefSeq and is a predicted model, not a curated record. NCBI's taxonomy places the organism in Eukaryota, Viridiplantae, Streptophyta, Magnoliopsida, Cucurbitales, Cucurbitaceae.
CACCAAAUAUACUCACAUAUGUUACUUAUUUGAAUUAAAGAAGAAAGUUAAGGGUAGGCCUGUGCAUAUCCGUCCAUUUUUUCCGAUCCUAUAAUUAUCUUAAUUGCCCCAUCCACCCUUCUUCAACCAUGGAAGACCGCCGAUCUCUCUCUCUCCCGCUCCUUCCCGUCACCGGCGCCGGCUCCGGACCCACUCCUCCGAACGAAUCGUCCUUCUUCUUCUCAAACCAUGGCAUCGCCGUCCGGCUUCUUCUGAUCGCCUUCAUCGGCCUCACUUCCCUCUGGGCCAAUCACGAAGCCUCCAAAGGCUUCGAAAUCACCGUCGUCAACGCCGCCAAAUCCUCCCCCGCCGGUCAACGCUUCGAUCUCUUCUACGUUUCCAACGACGAGGCCACGCGCGUGCUCCUCAACGCCAGCAACUUCGUCGAGAAUCUGAUCUACCCUUCCCAGGCCGCCUUCCCCAAGAAGGAAGUCAAGCGCGUGCGUCUCACGCUCGCUCCUCGUGAUCUGUCCCCCAAUGUCGCCGUCCACAAGUCGGACGACGGAGUUGACUUCUUUAUCGAUCUAAGCCCUUCCAUUUUCCACGAGACUAACGUGAACCACGCCAUGUCAGCUGCGGUUCUCCGGGGGAUGUCGCGGGUCUGGCUCUGGGACGGAGAUUCCCACGCGCCUCCGUCGCUUCUCGCCGGGAUGGUCGAGCACAUAGCCGCGGCUGCCGGAUUUGUCGAUGAUAAAUAUUCCGGCGGGGUCAUAUCCACGUCGACGGCAUGUGAUCCCAUGUGGUGGAAGGAUAAGAAUCCUAUGGAGGUCGCACUUUUUCUCGGCUAUCAUGAAAACCAGCGGAACGGAUUCAUCCAACGGUUGAAUCAAGGCUUGAAGUCCAGAUGGCAGGAUCGGACAGUCCAGGAUGCUCUGGGGAUGCCAGUUCAGCGUCCAUGUGGUUCGUUCAAUUAUUCCGGAAUCAGCGUAUAGGGCAAUGGGGGACGUCCACAGCGAAGGCAGUCCCCACAAUUGGGGAAAAAAUAAUUGAAUUGCCACGUAGGAUGGGUUUGUCUUAGAAAUUCUCUGAUUUUCUUCGGCAUUUUUUUUUUUACAAUUUUGUUUAUUGUUUAUAAACGAUUUUUUAUUUCUUUUUUGAAGCUCUGAAUUGUACAACUUGACGUUUUAAAUACUCGUGAUGCUACAGAAAAAAUGUUUCGUGGUUGGUUGGAA